Messenger RNA from Tetrahymena thermophila SB210, 2760 nucleotides. Its product is annotated as X-pro dipeptidyl-peptidase, S15 family protein. The transcript has 3 exons. Lineage: Eukaryota; Ciliophora; Oligohymenophorea; Hymenostomatida; Tetrahymenidae. The record is from RefSeq and is a predicted model, not a curated record.
AUGUUACCAAGUGCCUUAAAAUAGGAAAGUGGGCCUACAUCUGUUCUGAAUGAACCAUAAAAAGGAAUAUCUUUAGUUUAGUAAUAGAAUUAAGCACCAAAUAAAGCAGCAUGCCAGUCAGCUAAUGGUUAGCCAAACCCAAAGGAGUUAGAAAAAGAUACAAAAUAAGUUAAAAAGCAAAAGCAACCAGGAUAUAUUGAGCAAUUAUGGAGAGCCCUUAUUCGUCCACCCAAUAGAAUUAAUUACAAGCCACAAUAACUAGGACCUGUCUCAUUUGUUUUAGAUAAGACUGUCAUAGUUAAGAGAGAGGAUUUUAAAGUGAAAAACUCACGCGGAUUCAAUUUAGAGUGCUCUUACUUUGAGCCCAUUUCAUUAUCAGGAAAACCACAUCCGUGUGUAUUAUAUUUGCACGGAAAUUCAUCCAGCAGAAAUGAAGGAAUAGUUUUAGUUUAAUAUUUGCUGCCUUAUGGGAUUUCACUGGUCCUUAUGGAUUUUUCUGGAUGUGGUAUUAGUGAAGGUGAAUUUAUUUCGCUUGGGUAUUACGAAAAGUAUGAUGCUAAAUAAGUAAUGGAACAUGUUAAAAAAUGGAAACCAAUUACUGAGUUUGGUUUGUGGGGAAGAUCGAUGGGAGCUGCUACGACACUAAUGACUUCUUUGAAUGAAGAUUUAUCAAUUAGAUUUAUAGUUAUAGACAGCAGCUUUCUAUCUAUUAAAUAGCUUUGUGAAGAAAUUGCUACGAACUAAUAUAAGGUUCCAAAGUUUAUUUUGAAUUGGGCAUAUCAAUACAUUCGAAGAAAAAUAAAAAACUUGGCCAACUUUGAUUUAGAUGAUUGUGACGCUUUAAAAGCUGUUUAAAAUUAAAAAAGCAAGCCAUGUGCUCUCUUUUUAGUUGCAAAGGCUGACACAUUAAUUAGUCCUUCCCAUUCGCAAAAGCUUUAUAAUUUAUACAGAGGACCUAAGCGUUUAUUGAUGUUUGAAGGCACGCAUAAUUCUCGUCGCCCAAAGGAAAUUAACCAAGAAAUUACUAAAUUCUUUUACAACGGUUUUUUUGAUGAGUAUGCAAAAAAGUAAUUUAAUGUAUUUAAAUUGGUUCCUCAGCUUCCUAAUUUUAACAAAACAGAAGCCCAGUCAAACCCUAAUUAAAAUGGCAUUCAAAAAAAUGUUGUUUCAAUAGCUCCUGUUGCAGCGCCUAAUUCAGUAGUCUCAAUGUAAAAUAACCCUUCUACAAAAUAAAUAAAUGGCAAUAGCAUUUCCAAUCCUUCACAAAAAGAAGAUAAUCUAGGCAAAUCAGAUUCAAAUAAUUAAAAUGCAACAGCAGUUAGCUUAUAAAAUAGGACAAAGUAUAUCUCGACUGGAUAAUUACAAAGCAAAAAUGUUGAAAAAGAAGAAGUUCAAGAAGAAGAUGAAGGAGAAAUGAAUUCGAUGCAAAAGUCAGAAUAAAUAAAAAUAAAUCCAACAAAUAAUAAUUACAAUAAUAAUAAUAAUAUUCUCAAUCAUAUUUCACUCAACGCUCAGCCACCUAAAUUUCAUAAAGAGAGAUUCUCACCAAAAAGCAUAGUGCCAGAGCCCUCAAUACAAAAUGAUACGACUUAAUAUGAUUUUCAUAAUUAAAAUAACACCAAAUUUAAGCUAGAUUCGUUUUAUAAAAUGAAUCCCUCUGAAUUGCAACUUGAUAAUGGAAAUUAACUUAAAAUCGGUAAGGAAAAUAGCAGUUUCAGCAAUAUAAAAACUAUCAACCACAAUUACAACAAUAAUAAUAACAAUGUUUAUCCUCUUUCUAUGGUUCAAAAUACUAUUUAGUAAGGCAGCAACAGCAUUAUUUAAAUAAAUGAAGAUGGAAAUAACAGUCAAGAAAAAUCUGUUGACAGAAAUAACAAGAAUUAAAAAAGUUAAAUCCAAUUUUCUAACUUUAGACAUAUUUAGCAAAUGAAAAAUUAAAACGAAGAAACAUUUAUGAAAGAAGAAUCUAAGUUAGAGCAAUAAGAAUAAGAAGGAGUUAUGAGUGAGGAAUCUAAAGUUUAUAGCGUAAAUAUGCCAAAUGCCCAGGUUAAUUUGAAUACUGAAGGAGUUGAGCAAAGUCCUAAACCAAAAUCAUAAUACAACUUUGACUCAAACAACAUUUUGAUUAACUUCCAACGCUACAACAAUAACAACACAAACAAUGCUAUAAAUUCCAAUAAUAACAUAGGCAGCAAUAAUGGCUUACAAAUAAUUAAUAAUGGAAGCAUAAUUCAACACCAUAUAAAUAAAAAUUAAGAUAUAAAAGAAGAAGAGGACACUCAAUUCAAUAGUAAAAUAGAUAAAUUAGAUUAAGAAAAUGUUAACCAAAAUAUAGGUCUGAGUGGUUUUUAUUUACCCCCAGAAUAUUCAUAAAUACACAACAGCGGUGUGCAACAAAACAACUAAGCUAAUUCCAACAGAUUUCCCUCUCCUAAUAUCUAAAACAUGUAAAAUUUUAGUUAAAAUGAAAGAUUGUAGCAAAAUUUGUUCUUCCACACAAACUCCAUAAUUUCGGGCAACACGCCUAACCAGCAUUUAGAUAAUAAAAAUAAUCUUGCUAAUACACCAGACAGAAAUACUUCUCCAUUCUAAUUUUAGGAUCAUAGAGCUAUUUAGAACAUCUAAAUAAAAAAAGAUUAACAACUAGGUCAAGUAGGGACGUAAUAUGAUGCCUAAGGAAAUUUAAUUUAAGAUUAGAACUAAUAGUAACAGAAGUAAUAAAAUCAAGUUUUCUAGAUUCAAUAAAUAAUUCAAUUUUGA